Molecule: messenger RNA, 1171 nt
Organism: Salvelinus namaycush (lake trout)
Lineage: Eukaryota; Metazoa; Chordata; Actinopteri; Salmoniformes; Salmonidae
Product: adrenodoxin-like
Exons: 4
Coding region: 213-755 (180 amino acids)
Biological process (GO): positive regulation of oxidoreductase activity; P450-containing electron transport chain
Cellular component (GO): mitochondrion
Molecular function (GO): 2 iron, 2 sulfur cluster binding
Source: RefSeq, a predicted model, not a curated record
AUUUCCAAAGUGAUCGUGUACCAGUAUGGCAUCGAUAUAGCAGUAGCUAAGAUGUUAUGCAAUUAACGUGACACCGACGGAGCAGCGGUGUCUGCUGGUUACGCAAAGGGCUAGUACUUGUUUUGUCAGUAGUGUAUAGCGGUCUCAUACAAGGCGAAAUCGAACUCUCUUCCCCGUUGUUUAAGCUAGAGUUUGAACGUCAUUUCCAAGCAAUGGCUCUGAUGACAUCGGCAAGAAGACUAUUUCAUGUUUCGUUCCGAGAAAAUUCUCUACGACGAACAGAAGCACUCAUUUCAGCAACAAACACAACGUCGGGGAACUUAUCAUUGGCGGGUCAGAGAAUGGCCUGUAUUCGUGUAAGGGAUUUUAGCACUAACACACAACCUCUUAGAGCUGACAAUAAGGUGACGGUCCACUUCAUCAAUCGAGAUGGAGAGAAGAUCUCUGUCAAAGGCUCUCCUGGAGACUCUCUCCUAGAUGUCAUUAUCGACCAGGACCUCGAUUUCGAUGGGUUCGGUGCAUGUGAGGGGACACUGGCCUGUUCUACCUGUCACCUGAUCUUUGAGGAAGACGUGUAUAAUAAGCUGGGCCCCAUUACUGACGAGGAGAUGGAUAUGCUGGACCUGGCCUACGGACUCACAGACACGUCCCGCCUGGGUUGCCAGAUCUGCCUGACCAGGUCCCUGGAAGGCAUGACAGCGAGGGUGCCUGAGAGUGUGGCAGACAUCCGACAGAGUGGAGACGGGUCCUCAUAAUGGCCACCCCAGACCAGAGUAAUUUGCCCAAAUCAAUGCUUUAUUUCAACACUAGCAUGACCAAAUAAUGCCCAAUUCUAAGUGGUAUGCUGGUAUAAAUGUUGAAAUGGAAGACACUGUAUUUAUAGAGAUUAUGAAAUAUUAACAUUUGAAUGAGUCCCCAUCAUCACAGUUUUACAUUCACUCAAUACAGGGAACAAUGGGAAAGUUGGCAAAUAAUUCCUCUGUGCCAAGCAGGUUCUGGAGAAUAGAAGAAAGUUUAGAUGGAAGUCUCCAAUCAGCCCCCCCCAUUCCUUAACGGUUUUGAAGUAGUAUAUACUGAACAGAAAUAUUAAUGCAACAAUCUCAAAGAUUUUACUGAGUUACAGUUGAUAUGAGGAAAUCUGUCAAUUGAAAUAAAUAAAUUAGGCCCUAAU